AAUGAUUUGUCACGCCCAUUUUACUCUGGUCUGCGAGUAGAUCGUAUUGGGCGGUCUACAGCAAUAUCUACUUGUAGCCCGAAGCCACAAGCCGGUCCGGGAAGUAAACAGGUGGCGAAGACGCGGGGUGUCAUUCAAAUUAUAAGAAUAUAUGAUGGAUUGGUUCCACUGCAACAAGUGCUUCAAGACAGAGGGAAAUACAUUUUAUGUGUCCAGCUGUAGUCACAUCUGCUGUGAGGCUUGCAUCUCCAAAGACAUCUGCUGUAUAUGUGGAACUGCCUGCAGAUACCUUCAGCUGUCUAACAAUCUUAAAACACAAGAAAGAGUAUACUUCAUGAAUCCUGUUGAAAUGGGUAAAAAACAGUUUGAGAAAAUUACACAGGUGUCAAUUUUCCAGAGGCAACAGAUUGAGCGUGUUUUGACAUUCUUCAAGCAAAAGUCUUCUAAACUUGAAGCAAAACUCACUGAGGUUUGCAAGCACAAUUGCUAUCUGGAAAGACAGCUAGAAGAUCUAAAAAAAGAAAACUGUGAACUGAAAGUAAUUUUGUCUCAGAAUAAGAUGUCAGCAAGUGUUUUAGAGUCUGGAAGAUUUAGCAAAAUUUUAAAACCUAUUGCUAUCACAUCACCAACACCAGUGACACCAAUAAGGAGCAGUUAUCAAGUCAGUCGCUCCUACUCGGAGGAAUCUCUUGAGAGGCACUUCCAAAAUAGGCCAACAAAUAUGCAGACACCAGGCAGCUCCAUGUUGUCAGGAAGUAGCAGCACUUAUGACUUAAGGACUCCAAAUACUAUUUCAGGCAGAGAUGCUAGUUUCAGAUUGAAGAAGAGACAAAAUGAAAAUUGCAUGUCUCCUUCUGUUAAUCUGCUUCCAUUUGACAUGAUUUCUCAGCUUCAGCAAAGAAGAGAAUAA
Messenger RNA from Erpetoichthys calabaricus (reedfish), 910 nucleotides. RefSeq names its product RING finger protein 212B-like. Gene Ontology annotation, molecular function: SUMO transferase activity. Gene Ontology annotation, biological process: homologous chromosome pairing at meiosis; protein sumoylation; reciprocal meiotic recombination. The record is from RefSeq and is a predicted model, not a curated record. Bases 152 to 910 code for a protein of 252 amino acids. NCBI's taxonomy places the organism in Eukaryota, Metazoa, Chordata, Cladistia, Polypteriformes, Polypteridae. The transcript has 14 exons. Gene Ontology annotation, cellular component: synaptonemal complex.